CAAGACAAGUAGACUAUAACACCUCUACACUGCUUCUUCUUUUUUCUCUUAAAUCAUAUUCAUAUUAUUCUUACUCAGAAAAUUAAGGAGCAAAUCAAAUCAAAUUAAAAUUCACAAACAUGGUGUUACAGAACGACAUAGAUUUGCUGAACCCGCCGGCGGAGUUGGAGAAGAGGAAGCAUAAACUGAAAAGAUUGGUGCAGACUCCGAACUCGUAUUUCAUGGACGUAAAGUGCCAAGGUUGCUUGUUCAUUACAACUGUGUUCAGCCAUUCUCAGACUGUGAUUAUGUGCCCUAGUUGUAAGACCGUUAUUUGUCAGCCUACUGGUGGUAAAGCUAGGCUUACUGAGGGUUGCUCCUUUCGCCGAAAGGCAGAUUAAUAUGUUCUUAAUCUGGAGGAUUUUUGUUUAUUAGGGAAAUAAAGAUGUGAUGAUUAAUUAGGGUUUUUUUUUCAGAUGUAUCAAUGGGGAAUUAAUUGUUUAUUUAUGUGUCCAUGAGAGUUCUUGGGAAAUUAAAUUUUGAAUCUUUGUUAUUUGUUUAUGCUAUUGAUCAUCAUGUUUCUGGCCAAUUUUCUUCACAAA
Molecule: messenger RNA, 581 nt
Organism: Spinacia oleracea (spinach)
Lineage: Eukaryota; Viridiplantae; Streptophyta; Magnoliopsida; Caryophyllales; Amaranthaceae
Product: 40S ribosomal protein S27-2-like
Exons: 1
Coding region: 120-380 (86 amino acids)
Biological process (GO): translation
Cellular component (GO): ribosome
Molecular function (GO): structural constituent of ribosome
Source: RefSeq, a predicted model, not a curated record